Chrysoperla carnea is the source of this 4336-nucleotide messenger RNA. RefSeq lists its product as uncharacterized. The transcript is spliced from 14 exons. Lineage: Eukaryota; Metazoa; Arthropoda; Insecta; Neuroptera; Chrysopidae. The record is from RefSeq and is a predicted model, not a curated record. The coding region runs from base 157 to 3231 and encodes 1024 amino acids.
UAAUCAAAAUUUUUUAAAUGUGAAGUUUUCCCAAAAAAAUAAACUUUGUGAGGUGUUUUUCUCAGUGUGUGUGGUUUGUUUAUAAGUGAAAUUUUUUUUAAAUGUUUUUUUUUGUGUGUGAAAUUUGAAAGGUAAAUAAUCUGUGCGGACGAAUACAUGGAUUCAAACGUAUCAGUAGCGACAUCCAUACGACCAAAUAACAACCAUACAUCGGAUAAAAGUAUGGAAAAAAUGACACACAUAUCGUCAUCAUCAAAGAACAAUAACACAUCAAACAAUUGUAGUACGGAGACCCAGGUAGAAACGGGUGGUGGAGGCGCGGGUCCAGGUGGUGGAGGUCAUAAAAACGGCACAGCUGAUACUUCAUCCGAUGAAAGUGACAUCGAAGACGACCUUGUGUCAGCUAUCCAUUAUAACACAAUUUCAUCACUUGCAGCACUUAAAGAUAUGUUACAAAUGGAAGGAGAAGAUGAUGAAGGCGAUUCCGAAACAGGAACGUUCUUCAAGCAUUACUUCCUGAAACAUAUGAACGCCUUACCUUCCCGAAACUUAUGUUCGCCCUUCAACUACGAUCGACGUCGCUUAUCUGAAUGUCGAGAAGAGGAUGAAGACGAAGAACAAAAAGACUCACAGAAUCAUCAACCGCCGCCGACUCCGGGUAAUUCGGCGGCAACAACUAGUGGUAGUGAAAAAAGUUUAUCGGAUGCAUCCUCAAAUGCAUCCAAACAAUCUAUGGAUAAAACACCACAAGUUCCACAAACACAAGUGAGUGAGAAAAUUUUAACAGGACCUAAACAUAAAUUUAUUGUGACCAAAACACAGACUCAAACACAAAUUGCGCAAGCAUUACGACGACGACCGUAUAAUCAAGCGUACACAGUGCAUUUUCCAACGACGUCAGAUACAUAUCGACCAUCGGUACAGGGUAUUUUUAAUCGUGCAUCACCAUUGCCAAGUCCACAUUUAGAUAAACGUUUUUUUGAUCAAUCAUUAAUUGAAAUGAAAUCACAAGCAUCCAGUACGUCCACAUUGGAUGAUUCAUCAAUUAUUGACGAAGUGUGGGUGAAACGUACUGGUGAUUCAACGCCGAUAGCAAAUGUUGCUAAUAAAAAAAAAGAACUUGGAUCUCAGCCAUUACCGACAAUAAAUGUGACAGAAGAUGUUGACAAUCAAACACGUCCACGUUCCGGUAGCUGGGGUUCAAAUUCACGUAGUAGCAACAAAAAGGGUUCCGAAAACUCAUCAAAAGAGGAUGGUAUUAAUAAACAAUCCUCUUCCUCAAAUAAAAAUAAAAAGAGUGGAAGUCGUUCGGGAUCAGCAUCACGAUCCAGUUCUCAGGAACGUCGUAAAUCUGGUGAUCGUGAUGAUCAAAUGCCAAGUCCGUCACGUAAACAAAAUAUAUUUGAUGCUUUUCGUCCUCGUUCGAAAUCGGAUGCUAGCAAAAAUAAAAAACAAGGAACACUUAUGUCUCACAUGAAAAGUGCUAUGCAAGUAUUAUUUUCGGGUAGUUCUUCACCAUCACAUGAAAUGCAUCGUACUGCAACACACUCAUUUAUGCCCAUACAUUCACGGCACCAUCAUAAAGUGGCCAAAGAUGGUUCAGCUCAUCCUGUUAUACGUGAUGCAGAUAAUUCAGAUCCACAGUAUUAUCAUACUGUGACAGCGGCUGUGAGUAGACCACGUGGUGAUCCAUCCAGAUCACCGAUGACACGUGUUAUGGAUAUAUUCCGCAAUCGAUCACAUUCAACGGCUCAAGUGACGGAGGAUAAACGGAAGAACCGUGCAGCACAAGUUCAACAGCAAAGUGCGCAUUUACGAAGAACAUCAUUAGAUCCAGAUCGACGCAGACUCUCUUUAGGUACAACAGUACCGCAUCGAGCGUCGGAUGCCUUUUUGGAUCCACACCAUGCAGCUAUACUAUUCCGUGAUUCUAGAGGAUUGCCGGUAGCAGAUCCAUUUUUAGAAAAAGUCAGCAUAUCUGAUUUGGAGGAGGAUGAAUCCCAAAUAUUUGUGAAAUUUUUUAAAUUUCAUAAAUGUUACGACCUAAUACCUACUUCAGCCAAAUUAGUAGUUUUCGAUACUCAAUUGCUUGUGAAAAAGGCAUUUUUUGCAUUAGUCUAUAAUGGUGUAAGAGCAGCCCCACUUUGGGAUAGUGUCCAACAGCAAUUUAUUGGAAUGUUAACAAUAACAGAUUUUAUUAAAAUAUUACAAAUGUACUAUACAUCGCCAGAUGUAACAAUGGAUGAGUUAGAGGAGCAUAAAUUGGAUACUUGGAGAAAAGUACUGAAAGACACAGAUAUGCCACUUGUGAGCAUCGGUCCAGAUGCAUCGUUAUUUGAUGCAAUACGAACAUUAAUACAUAAUCGAAUUCAUCGAUUGCCAGUAAUUGAUCCUGAAACGGGGAAUGUUUUAUAUAUUUUAACUCACAAACGCAUAUUACGCUUUUUAUUUUUGUAUAUAAAUGAGUUACCUAAGCCUAGUUACAUGAAUAAAUCAUUACGAGAGGUGCGAAUUGGAACUUAUGACAAUAUUGAAACAGCAUCAGAAGAUACUUCACUUAUAUUAGCACUUAAAAAAUUCGUUGAACGAAGAGUAUCCGCUUUACCUAUAAUAGAUAAUGAAGGCAAAUUAGUUGAUAUUUAUGCUAAAUUCGAUGUUAUUAAUCUAGCUGCUGAAAAAACUUAUAAUGAUUUAGAUGUAUCGUUAAAAAAGGCAAACGAACAUCGUAACGAAUGGUUCGAAGGUGUACAUAAAUGUAAAUUAGAUGAAACAUUAUUUGCAAUAAUGGAACGAAUUGUUCGAGCUGAGGUUCAUCGAUUGGUUGUUGUCGAUGAUGAUGAUAAAGUUAUUGGUAUUAUAUCUUUAUCAGAUUUACUUUUGUACCUGGUUUUGAGGCCUUGUGGUGAAGGUGAAGGUUCUCCCGAUUCUGGAAGCUAUACAUCAUUACGUUUACAGGAUCCAACAUUAUCUCCACCAACAAAUUUGAAUCAAGCAUCAUCAGUACCAAAUUUAGCCGCUGUAACUGAUGAAAUUGAAGUACCAAUUAUAGAAGAAGAUUGUAACGAAGAAAUCGAGGAUAUAUUAGAAAAUGUGGAGAAUGAAGAUGAAGAAGAAUGUAUUGAAGAAGAGGAAAGUAUGAAAAGUGCACCUUCGUCGCCACAAUUAGAUACAUCCAUAACAACAGACGGUACACCACACUAUCGGGAAGUAACAGUCUCUGGAGGAGAGUAAACAAAAAAGAAAAAAAAACAAAUACAUUAAAUCAAUCUUAAUCAUUAAGAGUUCUGGCUUGUGUCUGUAGGUAAGAAAAGCUAAGAAAAUGGAUGUUACGGGUUCAAAAAACAAACAAAAAAUCACCUUUUGUGUGUGUAUUUUUUCGUCGAAGUAAGUCGCGUCUCAAAAAUGAUAAUCGCGUCAUUUUUUUUAAUUUGUAUGAAAACUUUUAUUUCUUAUAUAUUUAAAAAAAAAUUAUAUAUAUAUAUACAUACAGGAUGUUUCAUUCUAGCUGGCAUAAUUUAUAAUCACUUAAUAUCUCGAAAACAACUUAUUUCAUGUGAAAAGACCCACUUUUCACAUGGAUUUUUCUAAACAAAUAAGAUGAGGGUGUGGAACAAAAAGGUAAAAGUACUGGAAAUCAUAAAAAUAGACUCACGCAAUUGAAACAGGAAUUUAAAUCACCGUAUUCAAUUCUUUUUGAAAGACGCUUUCCAGUAUUGUAUUAAACGACUAUUUUGUUUUAUUGACAAAGUCGCCUCAAAAGAAGUAUUGAGGAUUGACAAUUUUAUUUUUAUAUGCAAAAAGAAAGAGCCUCAGACAAAAUUCACGAUUUUUGUAUCAUAAUUCUGAUCGUUUUGAGAAUUUUCUUCACGAAAACGCUUCACUAUAGUGAAAUAGUGUUUUUUGUUUGAGAAUGUGACAUUUUGGGGCAAAUUCGUGAUCACCUUUACUAUUUUAACGCCUUUUAUCACUCAAACCUUGUGUAUUUGAUAAUACUGAUUGACCAUGAGCUUUUUCUAACAUUUUAAGACACAAAAUAUUGUCAAUAUAAAAUUUGCGGCGAAAAUGAUUUGAUUCAACAAACUUUUGUAAUAAAAAUGGUUGGCUGUGCCUGUACUGGACAUCCCUGUACUUUUUUUUUACAGAAUUAUGCUCAAUUAAGUCUCUGUACAAUUAAGUCUCUGUUUUAGAAAUAUUAAGAUGAUGCAAGUAAUGCCAACUUAAAUGAAACAGCCAUUAUAUAUUGUACCUCUUAAAAAUAUUUUUAACAAAAAAAAAAUAGCCAAAAAUAGUACUAUUCAUCAGUAUAAUACUAAUUAAAAAUGAAUAAUUAAGUCUU